ACAACACAUGGAAGCAAGUGUGGAACCUAAUGAAAAUUUUAUCAUACAUUAUGAUGCCGUUGAACAUGUGUCCAAAGUAUUAAGAAUCCUCAAAACAAAGGCUCAUAUAACUUUGGUUGGUAAUGUAGGGAGCGGCCGCGAAACAAUAUGCCGAAUAGCAGCCCAUGUCACGAGGAACACAUCUCUCAAGAUAAUGGAUCUACCGUCCUCUGCUGAGGAAGAAAAUGUAGAUACGAGCAUGACUAACCUUUUUGAAUGCUGCAAGCAUGGUCGAACAUUGUGUGUAGUCAGAAUAGACCAUUUUAAAGAGAUAAAUACAAACCUACUUGACAUGAUCAACAGUAUUAUUGUGAACGGAACUAUAGAAGGCUAUUAUCCAUGCUCUAAGAACUCAAACAAUAUGGUAUCAGAAUGUACAUGGCUGCAAAUAAGAAAUAAUUUACAUUUUGCACUUCUUGUUCCGGCGGAUAGGUAUCAAUACUGGGCUAUUCAACAGACGUACCCAUCCAUGAUGUCCAAAAUCACAAAAAAUUGCAUUCAUACCCUGACAGAAAAGAGUUUACACGAAAUAUCUGAAUCUUAUGUGAAGAAAAAAAUUACUUUUGAUGUCCCAAUUAUUCAAGAAUCAACAAACGAAUCCUCAAAACCCAAACAAACACGAAAACGUGAAAGUUUAGUGCAAAGCACUGAAGAACGUUUGCAAAUCGCAGUACACGAAGCUGUAACAAGGGUACAUUCAGUAGUUUCUCAAGAAUUGAAAAGUUUGAACUCAAAUAUACAUGUACUCGACAGUUGGUACUUUGAACUACUUUUCACUUUCAACAGAAUAUUUCAUAUCAAACGAGACAGCAUAGCCAAAAUUUUCAAAAAAUUUUCGAAUGGAAUUUUUCGCAUCAAAGAAGCAACGGAGAAUGUUGCUGAACUAAAAGUAGAUUUGGAGAAACAACAGGAGCAAAUAGAAAUUUACCAACUGGAAUUAAAUGAGUUUAUUGAAAAUAUCCAAACUCAAACGGCAAACGCUGAUUUACAAAAUCAGGAAGUUGCAGAAAAGAGAGAAAAAAUUGGUGCUGAAGAAAUUAUAUGCAAGGAGCUGGCAGCUAUCGCUGAAACGGACUUAAACAAAGCAAUGCCAGCAUUGAAUUCUGCAAUAGCUGCAUUAGAUUCUUUAAAUAAGAAAGAUAUGAACGAGAUCAAAUCAUAUGCACGGCCCCCUGUUAAAGUUGAACUCGUUUUGAAUGCCGUAAUGAUAUUACUAGGGAAGGAACCAUCAUGGACAGAAGCAAAACGGCAAUUAGGAGAACAGAAGUUUUUAGAUACUUUAAAAAAUUACGAUAAAAACAACAUUCCGGAGAGUACACUCAAAACAAUUGGAGGUUUUGUGCGAAAUCCUGAACUAGAGCCAAAUAAAGUUGGAUUAGUGUCAAAGGCAGCUAAGUCACUAAUGCUAUGGGUACGAGCAAUAGAAAAUUAUGGCAAAGUAUACAAGUACGUGGGUCCAAAGAUCAGAAGAAUGGAAGAUGCCACAAAUUCAUUGCGAGAAAAACAACAAUCAUUGCGAGAAGCUGAACAACGAUUGAUUGAAUUGGCUGAGCAAUUAGCUAAACUUAGAGAAGAGUAUGACAUCAAAAUGGAAUGCAAAUAUGCGUUAGAAGAAAAAGCCAAAGCAAUGCGUAUUAAACUAAAACGUUCGGAAACGUUGAUCGACGGACUAAGUGAAGAAAAUACACGUUGGAAAAAUACAGCUGAUGAACUCAAAACUCAACAUUCGCACCUCAUAGGAGAUUCAAUUAUUGUUGCGGCGGCCCUUGUGUAUUUUGGAUCAAUACCAUUUGCUAAACGAUAUUCUCUGAAGAACCAAUGGGCGAUCGAUCUUGAAGCACUAGAAAUAUCUUUCACUGAAAAUUGUGGCACAUUUAGUUACUUCUAUUCUGUUGAUACUUUACGAAAAUGGCAUUCAUCUGGACUACCCAAUGAUGAUUUGACUGUAGAAAAUGCAACAAUACUACUAAAUAGCAGCUUUCGAUCUCCACUAGUUGUAGAUCCUCAAGGAGAAAUCCGUCGAUGGUUGAUUCAAGAAGAUCCCAAAUUGAUCAGUUAUAACCUCGACGAAGACGUUGUACAAUCCCACAUAGAAACAUUUGCGUACAAUAAUCAACAUAUUCUAGCGGUAAACUUGCGAGUGCCCAAUAUAAACCACUUCAUUCAGUUACAAAACUAUCACAUGAAGCAUCAUAACGAAAAAUCCGAUACAACAUUGAAGAAUAGUACCCUGGUUGCCGUUACUGCCGAGGAUGUCCCGUAUCGUGACAAGCUGAAGAAAAAUGCCAACAUGAUCAACUUUAUUCUGGAUAAAUCAGGACUGGAAGUCAAACUAUUAGUAACCUUAAUCAAACACGAAAACCCAUCUCUUGAGGAGCGUAAGGAUGGACUAGAACAAUCGAUUAUAUCAAGCAACGAAACCCUGAGGGAGUUAGAGGAAAAUAUAUUGAGAAUUUUGAAUCACAGCCUAUUGCCGUUGAUCGAUAAUGACGAAUUAUAUGAUACAUUACAAAUAUCUAAACAAACCGCAAGCACUGUGACAGAUGUACUGAAACAUGCUGAACUGACUAAAAAUGAUAUUGAAGCAUCUCGAGAGAUUUAUAGAUCAUGUGCCGCAAGAGCUUCAUUAUUAUUUUUCAUUCUUGAAGACCUCAAGUACAUUAAUGUAGCAUACCGGUUUAAACUCGAUUGGUAUAUAUCAUUAUUCGAGAAGUCAUUAGAAAAAAGUGGAAAAGAUCAGAAUAUUGAGGAUCGCAAGAAAAAAAUCAUCAAUUACCACACUUUUAAUUUAUUCAGAUAUACGUGUGCCGCACUGAGUCUACCAGAUCAAACUAUUUAUGCAUUUCAUCUAUGUGUUUGUAUAUUGCUUGAAGCUGAAGUCGUAAGUCCCAGAGAGUUUUCGUUUUUUCUAAAUGGAGCUGGAAAAAUCGACAGGCAUGAGCAAAUAGAAAACCCAAGCUCAGAUUGGAUCAAUCCCCUACAAUGGGAUAAUAUUACGGAAUUGGACAAGCUACCCGGGUUCCGUGGAAUUGUACAGUCAUUUGAAGAAAUCAACGAAAGUUGGAAGACAUGGUGCUUAGCAGAAUUCCCUGAACAAGAAACCCUUCCAGAAAGUUGGGAUAGAAAUCUUACUCUUUUCCAAAAAUAUACUUUAGUCCGAAGCAUACGAUUGGAUAGAAUUGUCCCAUGCAUGAAAAGCUUUGUGGCAACUAAUCUAGGAAAAAGAUUCGUUGAGAAUAAUUCCGGAUCACUUCAAGACUUUUUAGAAAUGUCAACUCCAGCUACACCAAUUAUUAUUGUUUCGGAUGAUGAAGGCAACCCCCUGGAUGAAUUAGAUAAUCUUAUCAAAUCAUACAAAGACAAAUCAAAUAGAAUUGUUCAACAUGUCGAUAUGGAAACAGAAUCUUUUGCAAGCACUGUAAAGCAUCUGAAAAAUUGUGUGAAAUCACAAAACUGGUUAUACAUAGAUCAAUGCUGGCACUCAAAACAAUUUGUGGCUAAAUUUGAUUAUAUUCAGCAGUACCUGAGUAUUAUAGAUCCAAAAUCCGAUUUUCGUCUAUGGAUAGUAAUGCAGAACAAAAGAGCACAAUUACCCGUUCAUAUGCUGCAAAAUUGCCUAAAGUAUAUGUGCAACUAUCCAACAGGUAUAAAGCACAACAUGAAAAGGAUCUUCGAGCAAAUUGGGGAAGAGUCAUUUAAAAAAAUUGAUAAGUCCAAAUAUCAUUUAAAUCAUAAAAAACUGAUAUUUGCGUUGGCGUUUUUCCAUGCCUUACUGAUUGAAAGAAACAAGUAUUUCGAUUUAGGAUGGAAUAUGCAAUACAACUUUACAGCAAUGGAUUAUAAGCUUUCAGAACGAUUAUUGGCUUACAGCUUCGAUAAAUUAAUGGACUCAAAACAUAAAAAUAAGUCACAAUCUAGCAGUGUUGUUGAUUGUAGAUCCUCUUCAAACGAAGGUGGAGAUGGUUUGCAAUGGCCCUUCAUCAGAAACAUUGUACUUCAGGUUGGAUAUGGAACACAAUUCACCGACACCUGGGAUCAACGAAUUUUUGAAACACAUUGUAAAAAUAUCUUUCAUAAGGAAUCAAUUGAAUCAUCACAGUGUGCUUUAAUACCACAUGAAGAUCCGUAUCAAAUCCCACGGAAUGGAAAUUUUACGUCAUAUUUAAACUUCAUAAAAACCCAACUGCCCCAGGAAGACGGCACCAAGGUGCUCGGACAACAUGAAAACGCAAACAUUAAAUAUUUGGAAUCUCGUUCAGCGUACGCUCUGAAGAUGCUUUGUCUUGUGCAAUUGCAUGGGGAAGUUGCAGUAUAUGAUCAGCAGCAUGAAGUAACAAAUCUAGAUAAGGCGAAGAAAAUAAUGCUAGAGCUGUUGGCGAUGCUUCCUGUACGACUAGAUUACGAUAACGCUACAAGAAUAGUGGAGGUGAAUAAAACGCAUGUGAACACCUGUUUGCUGUACGAAACAAAUGAAUAUAACGCGGUGCUUGAUCAGAUUAGGAGAAAUCUUGAAAUAACUUUGAAAAUGUUAUCUGGUGAAAUAAGCAUCACCUCUGAGUUGCUCAACCUCUUGCAAGAUUUGCAAAACAACAGAAUUCCCUCGGCAUGGAGGUCUCAAUCAUAUCUAUCCUAUUCUACAAACAAACACCUUUCUGAUUGGAUUCUUGAACUGAAACGUCGAGUUAACCAUUUGCGCAAAUGGACUGAAACGGGUCAACUAUCAGCAGAUUUUACUUUAGGAUUAUUACUGAAUCCCAAGUUAUUUAUUCAAAGCGUGAUGAGGAUGCAUGCUGAUUUGUACAAAAUUCCAUUGGUUGACCUUACUUGGGAAGUUUCAGCACUUCAAGCAAUGAAACCAGUAAUUCGAGUACCGAUACAGGAUGGAUUUAUAGGACGUGGUUUUUAUCUAUACAAUGGUGGUUGGGACAUACAAGACCAGUGUCUAGCGGAGCCAAAACUGUUGAAACUCAUUAAUCGCAUGCCUCCAAUUCUGUUUAAACCGAUACGAAGAAAAGAUCGCAAAGCCAAAUCUGGUUAUCAGUGCCCUUGCUAUUACAAUUCAAGAAAAGAUGCAGGCUCAUUCAUAAUGGAAAUUGAGCUAAACCCUGGAAGCAAUGUGAUGGACACCUGGAUCAAAAUGAAUACUUGCAUGUUGCUUAAUGAAUAAAAAUUGAUUUAAAAUGAUUGCCAUUGAGAAAUUAUCGUCAUUUUAUUUGUAU
Messenger RNA from Aedes albopictus (Asian tiger mosquito), 5258 nucleotides. RefSeq names its product dynein axonemal heavy chain 2. Gene Ontology annotation, biological process: cilium movement involved in cell motility. Lineage: Eukaryota; Metazoa; Arthropoda; Insecta; Diptera; Culicidae. The record is from RefSeq and is a predicted model, not a curated record. The transcript is spliced from 12 exons. Gene Ontology annotation, cellular component: 9+2 motile cilium; dynein complex; axoneme. Gene Ontology annotation, molecular function: minus-end-directed microtubule motor activity; dynein intermediate chain binding; dynein light intermediate chain binding. The coding region runs from base 8 to 5206 and encodes 1732 amino acids.